AUGGCUGAAGGGAAACCGCAGCGCCUGUGUCUGCAAUGCCAAGCUCUAUCGUACGAAUUGGGUGUUUACUUCGACGACGCCAACCGAGCCAAGUUUGGCAAGAAAACUCCCCAGCAUGAUCCCAAUAAGCCCCAGCCCUCGAGUGCCCCUCCGCCCAGCCGUAUCCCUGUUCCCGUGAAGAAAUCACCCUGCGGCUCCUAUGAUAAUUGUUUCCUUGACGACAUGAGCCCAAGCGAGCUUGAUGAGAUACUUGAAGGAGUUGGUGGCAAGAGAUCUGCCAGCCAGUCGCCUCUGGGCUCAGGACAACGCAAACCGAAGAGCCCUAGUACUACAUCUUCCAGGAUUCCUGUCGUAAUUCCGCGCAAAACGACGCCUAAGCGCACCAAGAGUAAAUCGCCUUCCAGGCAAACCAAGCGUGCUCCGAGUCGAGCUCCUAGGCGAAGAACGCCCCACUCCUGA
This is a messenger RNA of Clonostachys rhizophaga, 459 nucleotides long. The record is from the annotation of a GenBank genome assembly. Lineage: Eukaryota; Fungi; Ascomycota; Sordariomycetes; Hypocreales; Bionectriaceae.